Rubroshorea leprosula is the source of this 2095-nucleotide messenger RNA. The record is from the annotation of a GenBank genome assembly. NCBI's taxonomy places the organism in Eukaryota, Viridiplantae, Streptophyta, Magnoliopsida, Malvales, Dipterocarpaceae.
CAAAACCCUCAGAAAAAUGGAAAAGAUGGAGGACAACAAAACCAACCUCUCCGAGAAACAAAAGGGAGGAAUGUUCACCAUGCCCUUCAUCUUUGGAAAUGAGGUCUGUGAGAAGUUGGCUGUGGUUGGCUUUAGUACUAAUAUGAUAAGCUACUUAACCACGCAGCUACAUAUGCCCUUAACCAAAGCAGCCAACACCCUCACCAACUUUGGUGGCACGGCCAGCUUGACCCCUUUGCUUGGAGCUUUCAUCGCCGAUUCAUUCGCUGGACGUUUCUGGACCAUAACAAUUGCAUCCAUCAUAUACCAAGUGGGAAUGACAUCCUUAACUUUAUCGGCAAUAUUACCACAACUAAGGCCGCCGCCAUGCACUGGUGAUCAAGUGUGCAAAGAAGCCGACGCCGGACAGCUGGGAAUCCUUUACACAUCUCUCCUCUUUGGAGCGUUAGGGGCAGGCGGGAUCCGACCGUGCGUGGUGUCUUUCGGGGCAGACCAAUUCAGCGGAACGGAUCCAAAGCAAGUAACCCGAACAUGGAAGUAUUUCAAUUGGUACUAUUUUGUUAUGGGGGCAUCAAUGCUAGUGGCCGUAACGGUGCUAGUUUACAUCCAAGACAAUGUUGGAUGGGGAUGGGGACUUGGAAUUCCGACUGUUGCAAUGUUUCUCUCAAUCAUUGCUUUUAUUAUUGGGUACCCACUUUACCAGCACCUGGACCCUUCCGGAAGUCCGUUUACCCGGUUGUUGCAGGUGGCGGUGGCGGCUUUCAGGAAGAGGAAAUUGGCGGUUCCAGACCCUGAGUUACUAUACAAGAACGAAGAGAUGGAUGCCUCCAUUGCUUUGGAAGGAAAUCUUGUCCACACCAAACAAAUUACAUUUCUAGAUAAGGCAGCUAUCGUGACAGAAGAAGACAACACAAAAUCUCCCAAUCUAUGGAGAUUAAACACUAUUCAUCGAGUGGAAGAACUGAAAUCUGUGAUCAGAAUGGGACCAAUAUGGGCAUCUGGGAUCCUGCUCAUCACAGCCUAUGCUCAACAAAGCACCUUUUCCCUCCAGCAAGCCAAGACCAUGGACCGACACCUCAGCAAGUCCUUUGAGAUCCCUGCCGGAUCCAUGUCCGUCUUUACCAUGGCCUCCAUGCUGGCCACGGUCGUCAUCUACGACCGCGUCUUCGUCCACGUCGCCCGCCGCUUCACGGGGCUCGACCGUGGCAUCACCUUCUUGCAGCGGAUGGGGAUAGGCUUAGUCAUUUCGAUAUUAGCCACUCUGGUUGCUGGCUUCGUGGAAGUGAAGCGGAAAAAGGCGGCUUUCGCCCAUGGGCUUGAAGAUAAGGCCCAUUCCAUCAUCCCCAUUUCAGUGUUCUGGCUAGUCCCACAGUACAGCCUACAUGGGAUAGCUGAAGCAUUCAUGUCAAUCGGUCACAUGGAAUUUUUCUACGACCAGUCACCGGAGAGCAUGAGGAGCACCGCCUUUGCUCUGUUUUGGCUAUCGAUUUCCAUGGGAAAUUAUGUGAGUACCCUUUUGGUUUCCUUAGUGCACAAGUUCAGUGCGAAGCAGGACGGUUCGAAUUGGCUGCCGGACAACAACUUGAACAAAGGAAAGUUGGAGUACUUUUAUUGGUUAAUUACUUGCUUGCAGGUUUUUAAUCUUAUUUACUACCUUUGUUGUGCCAAGAAAUACACACUUAAGCCAAUCCAGUUUCAAAGUAAAGAGAGUGACUCCGAAGAAGGUAGAUCAGUAGAGCUUGCCAAUAAAGUUUAAUUUAUUGGUUUGGAUCUUGUACAUAAAAAUGCUUCCUGCUUUUCUCUUUUGCUUUGUCAAGGUAGCGUCUUCUCUUUCCCCAGUGAUAGAUAAAGUAGCUAGGCCAGACGUCUAAGUAGUUUUUUUCUUUUCUUUUUUUUUUUUUCUUUUUUAUAAGGGCAAUGGUUAGUAUGUUAGUAUUGUUAGAUGUUAGUAACUGGGGAUCGAGAUCUGGUGAACAGUCCACCAACCUCAAUGGAGCGCGUGGCAAUCGGGCCGUUUGGUGGAAUUCGACGUCUAAGUAGAUAUGUAUCAUUAAUAUAGGCCUGUAAAAAUACUUAAUAAUGAAGGAACUUGACA